GAUGGCUUGAAUGUGACAACUUUUAUUUCGGAUCGUCACACAUCUAUUUCAAAACACAUGAAGGAGAAGCUUCCUAAAAUUACCCACUACUUUAACUUGUGGCACUUGGCAAAAAAAGUCAAUAAAAUUCUUAAAAAAAUUGCAAAAGAGAAAGGUUGUCAGGAGCUUCUUCCUUGGGUGAAGCCAUGUGUGAAUCAUUUGUAUUGGAGUGCAAUGUCAACUGAAGAUGGUGAUGGACAGGUCAUAUGGGCUAAGUUUUCAUCAUUCUUGGAACACAUGGCCAAUGUUCAUUCAAAUCUUCCCAAUCCCAUUUUCAAUGCCUGUGCUCAUGGUGAUGACAUUGAGGAAAGGAUGUGGCUUAAUAAAGGUAAGACAUUUUCAGUUGUGUUUGAGAAAACACAAGCUGCUCUUUUGAAUAGUAAUCUGAAAAGGGGUAUUUCCCAAGCGUCACCACUUUCACAGACCAGCUGCCUGGAAGGUUUCCACUCAGUGUUAAACCAUUUUUCUCCAAAAAUGAUUUCAUACUCGUUUGCAGGGAUGUAUUGCAGACACAUUUUGGCUGUUUUGCAUUUUAACGAUAACUUGAGGAGAGAUGAGGUGAUUGUGAAAGAUAAGAAACAAGUUAAAGUGGUGUACCCUAAAUUUAAAAAUGGUGAUGCUACAGUAAGAAGUGUUAGAGUUCAUCAAAUUUUUGAUUAUAAUGAUGAACUUUAUCACACAAUGAUGAAGGCUACCAAAAAGCAAUUUGAAAAGGCAUCUGAAGAGUUGUCAAAUAUGUCUCCUGCACCAAUGCAUACAAUGUUUGAGAGACAAUCAAGAGCAAAGGCCAUUAAAAAGAAGAUCAACCGCCAGAAAAUGGUAGUUGCAAAUGUACCACCCACCAAUGUCCAACCAACAGUGUCAAAUAACAUCACCAGUGAAGAAAGAACUUGUCCACACUGUCGAGCAUGUGGGAAAGCAAUGAAAGGCCAUCAAUAUGUCCUUGACUGUCCACGGAACAAGAAUCCAAAUUGAGGGUGAAUAUUGGCAUACAAAUAGUAAUUUAUUCAUCCUCAAGUUCAUCAUCAUCAUAACCUUGGAAAUCUUUUCCAGGAAAUCGAGUCCUUAUUGAAUGAUAGGCACAAGCAGGCAGUGGUAUCCUUUUCCUUCCUAAGUAACCAUGCACCAGCUGGGUAAACUCUCGAUAGGCAACACUUCUUAAAUACCUAUAUUUACAAAUUAAACAAAUGUUUGUUUCACAAUAAUUAAAUUUAACAUAAGAUGAAA
This is a messenger RNA of Xenia sp. Carnegie-2017, 1266 nucleotides long. RefSeq lists its product as uncharacterized. The transcript is spliced from 6 exons. The annotation marks the transcript as partial. Lineage: Eukaryota; Metazoa; Cnidaria; Anthozoa; Malacalcyonacea; Xeniidae. The record is from RefSeq and is a predicted model, not a curated record.